AUAGGAACAAGGCCCAAAUCAAAUGACCUAACAUUCCUCAAACCCCUAUAAAUACACAUUUAUGGGGGAAGGUAAAGCUCUAAACACUCUAUCUCCUAUCUCACUUCUUUAUCUCAAAAUCAGUAUACUAAUGUUGGGCGUCGGAGGCCCGGAUUCGGGGAGCCUCCCUCGGGUUCGGGUUCACCUUGCAGGCACUCAUCUCCAAGCUCAAGAUCUGAAAGUUCGACCACACCACCGAUUCCGAUACCGGAACACCCAUCAUCAACACUCAAGUACUCACAGCAACACACGACCAGCAAGACCUCUCCAACCGUUCCCAAAUCUUACCGGAACAAUUGGCGCUAAAAGGAGGGGCAUAAUAACAUACCAUUAUGUCCUGAAUCUCCGAGAAAGUGGAGACAUACCACAUUACCGAACUCUACGGUAAAAAAUCACUAUCACUGUGAAAGAAACCAUGGACAUUUGUCCACCAUAAACCCACAAAUACAUGAUAAGCACCCUAAAGUAAAAAACUAAGCAUAUAUCUUCCCAACCGUAUUAAAUAAUCACAUAUCUCCAGAUCCAAAAAGAAUAGUGAUAUAAUUAAAGAUGAAAACCACUACUUGGCGGAGAAAACAGUGAAAAUAGCAGAUUAGCAAGAAUGAGCCAGAUGAUAGAAUCAAUGUUUGUCGAGUGCGAUUCCAAGAGUUGAGACAUUAAUGGAGGUUAUUGUCAAUAUCACUAAUAUUGCGAUUGUCAGGGCCUCUCAUCCAAUAUUUGAUUGGAAUUUCUUAUGGGAAUUUUGUCUGGCCAUGGAGCAUCACUAAUGGAACACUGGUAUCCUUGUCAAUAAUGAUUGGAAAUUGUUAGUUGUUUAAUUGCUGAUUGGAGUUUGCCAAUCGGAAUUUGCACCAAUAGCAUUUAAUUGCUGAGUGAAUUUGCACCGGUAGGGUGGUACCGAUUUGAUUUGCAUUGUUGGUUAAAUGCUGAUUGAAAUCCACACCGUAAUUGAUGAUUGGAAUUUGCACCGUUAGCAUCAUCAUCGGUGCCGGGAUCAUUUUCCUUACCGGCAUCGACAUUAACAUGUCGAAGUGUGGAGCUCUAACAACAAUGUCGGGUUGCCGAUUUAGAGCUGCGGAGUUGCUCUGAGAACGGCACCGAUAACAUCAUUUCCGGCGCUAUCAGAGCUAAGCUUUUCUCUCUCUUCUUUUAUGUGAAAUUAAAAGAACCUUUAAAUCUCACUCAAUGACCAUCAUACAUGUAGCAAGAUGCUUGCCCAUUUUACUAAAAAUGACCAUCAUACAUGUGCAUAGUUUCAUAUCAGCUUCAAAAUGUCAUACCAGCACUUGAGGCUAAAUGUUUGUAGUAUUGUUAUUUUCCAUAGUGUCUGAAUGUGGAUUUCAGUUUGAAUUUUUAUAGUAUCUGGAUGUGGUGGCCUGGUUGAUUUUAUUGUAUUAGUUGAUUUGCUGACUCGUGAAAUAUGCUUCACUGGUAAUUCUUUUGAUAUGCUAGACUGCGAUUUAAGUGUCAUACCAGCCCGGUCAUUCUCUGUCAGUAUACACACUUAGUCUGAACAUCUCUGUCAGCAUGAAAUUCUUGCCAGCCUACAGGGCUAUCAGUAUGCUUACAAUCGGUGUUUAUUAACUUAGUGUUACCUGCAGUCACUUGAUUUCCUACCCGCCUAUUAAUUUAGUGAUUUGAAAAGUCACGCAAUCUUAAUCCUUCUGUAUACCGUUUGAAUUGUUGUCCGUAUGCAUCUUUUAAUUUGCUGCCAGUGUAUUCCAACAUGGGUAAUAUGUUUUCACUAGUCAUUUUGGUUCGCUGGUCGUUUUGGUCUGUUGUUUGAAGUUUCUUAUACCAGCUAGCUUAUUGAUAUGAGUACAAUUUGUUGUCAGCUAGCCUGUCUUGGUGGAGAUACUCUCAGUCAGAAUGAUUAUUUUGUGUCAUUAGUGUCAUACCAGCCCAGUCACACCUCUUACCAGCUAGUCGUAGUAACUUGCUAUCAGUACGCUAUCAGCCUAUUAAUUUAGUGAUUUGUUACCAGCCUAUUGUGGUAAGUUAUGGCAUGUUUGAUGGUUAAGAUUGAACUUUGUUGGUAUCACCUCCAACCUGCAACAUGUAUUACCAGCCAACAAUGCUACUAGUAUUUCACACUGGUGUUUAUUAAUUUAUUGUUACCAACAGUGUUAUGAAUUCAGCAGGCAGACCAUGUUGGUCCAAAGUUCAUACAUACCCAUGCCAUAUGAUUUACUGUCGGCUCGCUAUCUGCAUAACAUACUAAGUGUUGUUAAUUCACAAGUCUACACAAGUAUGUAUCGUUCACCAUGACGGUGUCAUUGCUACCAGCAGCCCCCUAAAGUACUCCCAGCCUAGCCACUUCAUUUGCUACCAGCCUAGGUUGAAAGCUCAUAUCAGCCAUACCUUUUAAUGGUAUACUUUCCGUUGACAAGUUUCAAUGUGAGUAAUUUGUGAAGUCAUUUUAUGACGGUUUUAUUGGAAGGGAAUUGGUUGUACCAUUUUUUAUGUGCUAGAGGCUCAUACCAUUUUUUAUGCGCUAGAUGUUUAUAACAUUUUCCUAUAUAGCCAAUAGUCUGGACAGUUGUGAACCUCCAACCCUGUCAUUCGCUACUAGCAUGUUCAACUCCCUAUGUUUUUAGGUGAUGCCAAUCAAGACUUAAAAGCUUCAAAUAGUCAUAAUUCUUAAAUACAAAAUCGAGUUAUGGAUAAUGAUUUUCUGUCUAUCUAUUGUUCUCUCCCUGCUACCUGCAUAGUAAUGCCUGGACCUAAAGUAAUGGUGACCACCUAUACAAUGUGAUUUCUUAAGCUAUGAAAGUUUCCUAUCAAUGCACAAUUGUCAGCACCCCGUGGCAUGACUCUAUAGUCUAUACCUUGUCAAUAACGGUAUAAGCCUAGCUAUUCAAAUCAAUACUAUUGUAACUUUGUAAGCCCUAUGUCAGUUAAGGCUGAUUUCUCAGUUGACUCCGAAAGUGCAGUUAAGCACCUUGUAUUGCUAGCUAUAAGACGUUGGACAGUCGGAGAAAAAUAGAACUAUUUCUAAAUUACAAAACUGAACUACUGGUGUUGUUUCUCAUCUGUUUCGUAUGUGAAUUUCUUUACCGGGCAAAUUUCAAGUGUUUAAGAGCUCCAAUUGUUUUGUAUUCCCAAAUCUUUAAGAGCUCCAACUGUUUUGUAUUCCCAGGUGUUUGUUGAGUGUGUAUGGUUCACCAUUUAUUAUCCAUGUCUAGCGGCCUACUAUUCUACCAGCUGCGUAGUCACCUCUCUAUGUGAAGAGCAUGUCCUGUAAACUCGCGCUUGCUCUUAGUGUACGAUGUCAUACCAGCCUACCAACCUAGUCGUCCCAACAAUUGUCUAAUUUAUAUUUUAAACCGGUUGAGUCGGAAGCAGACUACGGGAGAUUUGUUUUGAACGAGCGUUUUGGAAGUUAAGUGUUAUUUAUACCACUUUAUUUGCUUCCGGCUAGUACCAGUAGCAUUACGUAAAAGUUAAGGUCUAGCAGAAGUGUCAAUCGCAAUGUCCUUGUCAUACCAUAAGUAUUGUUGAAGUCAGACUUAGUUUAUAUUUCAAAGAAGGAUUGUUCAUGCUUCCCAGGUGCUGGUUGAAAGUCAUGAGAGGAUUCAGUGUUGGCAGGAGCUUCUCGUAGUAUAAUCGUAGGUAAUAACUCCUACCAUCAGGUUUAUUGCAUGAGUGUUUUGAAAAAUAAAAUAAAAUAAAACAAUAUUCUUACCAUAUAAUUUGCUAACGGCAUACUCCUAGCUGGACUCGCAAAUGUGUUGUUUCCUGUUGGUACAGCCAUUCUUACUUUAAGCAAACCAUGUGUUCGAUUAAUCAUGCACAUAUCUCCACUCCAUAACCCAAAAAUUGUCAAAUAUGCUAUGAUUGCUACAUCCUAGAUCGAAUGGAUCGAAUGUUGUCUGCAUAUUGUAUGUGUUAUCACGUGGCCCUAGAGAGUGACUUGCGGACUCUAAUUGCUAGCAUAUUUAUGUAGAACUUUAUGUUUUGCAUUCUCUUUAUGUUUAACUCAAGGGUCGCAGCCCAUAGAAGUUAGAAGUUAUUACUGUGAUAUAUUGCGUUGUGUCGUACCAUGAGGAUACGUUUCUAAUAUUGUGUCAUGUGGUGUUACUAGAGGAUAGUAGUAGUAUAUAGGCUAGUCUGCAACUCGGCGCUAAGGUCAAGAGCUGCCUCCUUAUUUCAGUUCUUUGUCAAGACUUUGGUGUUAGUAGACUAGUAGUAAGAUUUGGAAAAUUGAAUCCACUCGGUGAACGUGAGUCCAAGUUUUUUACACAAACGGAAACAUAAUACAUUCAUUCACACCUACUUUGUAGCUGAGUAUAUUUAAAAUAUCAUUGCAAGUCAAUUCCAUUGAAAGCGAAAAGUUACUAGUUUCAGUCUUUACAUAAUUUGUUAUGACAAUAUGUGUGCAUAAAUUGCCACAAGUCUCAACCUGCUGCCAGUCAGCCUUACACCGUUUGAAAGUGCUACCAGCUAGUUUACUGUCGGUCAUGUUUGUUUGCUGUCGUACUACUUUUGUCGCCUACUUUGAUAUGAUGUCAGUAACUCAGUCAUAGUGUAGUGCAGUCAGCAGUGUGCACCUCUAUUCUUACCAGUGUCAUUUUCUAUCAGCAGGCCCUGUUACCAUCUUACUAGCACUUGGCGGCACUCGUUUGUACCUGUGUGCAGUAGUUUCCCUCCAUUCCUCCAUUACCAGUCUUGCUGCAGGAAUAAUAGUGACCGUCUUAUUUGCUUAAAAUUAUGGAUUUUCUCUUACCAUAAGUUGUUGUCAGCCACCAUCAUGUCAUUAGUGUCAUGUUUUUUCAAAUAGAGCAGAGUUAUAAAUUAAAGUUGGAGUAUUCUCGCGUAGAGGGCAUAUUAUCUGUUUGAUUUUGCCAAAGGUGAUCUCCAAUUCGUAGCAUGUGUCGGGUUAUUUUAGAAAUUAUCGUAGGUUUCUAGACCAGGUUGAACUCUUUGCAGUCCAAGUAAACUUAAAUUAUGGGAUUCUCAAACGGCUAAGAGUAGUAUGUUACUAGCUUGUUGGUUGGUUCGUCUUAAGGAUGGAAUGAAUUUUUUCUUGAGUUUAUAAGAUUGUCAUUAUCUCUUAUGGUGUAUUAUUUUGGACCUAGAAUAAUAAGUGACCGCCUAUGCGUGUUUUAGGUUAACUUUCAUAUCGGUGCACAAUCGUCGGCAUUUUGUAGCCACAACCUGACCUUGUCAAUGCCGGUAAAAGUAUAGUAGUAUGGCAACCUUGUACCAUUUAAGUUGGACUUUCUUGUUUGAAGUUUCUUAUACCCUGUAUAAAUUCCAUGUUUGGUAAAGCUCAAAUAAGUCAAGCAAUCCUAAUCCUAAUCCAGCCCACUUUGAAAAUAUUAUGGUCUUAUUAAUUUUGAGAAGUAACACUACCCGUUAAAUUUGCUACCAGUUGCGUAAUAUUUCGCACUCUGUAUGACUUUACGUGGAAGCAUGUUAAGAGUAAUUGCGUAAUAAUGUGAUGUAUUCUCGUUUCCUGUUAGAGUAUCAUGUGUUCAAUUAAUCCCAAUCGACGUUCCCAGGAGGUAUAAUUUUAUCAUUUUGGUCAAUAUAUAGAAGAACUAUGGACAAGGGUAUGCACCAACUGGUUGUUUAAUAUCCCUUUUGAAUUUUGUUUAAUUUUUAUGUGAGUGCUAUGGCUAUAUGUGAAAGUCUUAAGUAGCAUUUUGGAAAAGUGUACAUUUUGUGUUAUAAGUGUUAGUUAAAGAAGCAUAAUGCAUUUGCACGUGUAUGAUGGUCAAUCAUUAUUAAGAAUCCCAUGGGGAAGUCAAUUUGCUUGAUAGCAAAAAGUGGACGAGUUCAGUUUAUGUGUAAUUUGUUUGUUGUGUGGAUAGGUGCUUAAUCCUACCAUUGCUUCACAACUCCGAGGGAGAAUAUGAAUAAAAGUCCUGAUAUAGGAGCUUCAUCACUUAUGGGCGUAAGGAGAAAAACAGGGUUAUCAUCUUCUCGGUGGCAAACGUAAGCUGGCAGAGAAGGUAUGUAUCAUUUCAUUGCCUAUAUCAUGGACCAAUUAAAGUAUCGUUGUCAGUAUUUGGUUGAAAGCUAGCCACACCACAUCGGCUGAAGAUAUGAUUUAAAACCCUUAAAACAAGUUAGCAAGACAACAUCAGCUUGCUGACUUGGGAAUAUAUAAUCAAACCCUUAAAGUAGGUCGGUAAGGCUACCAUUAGCUUACUAACUCGGGGUAAUGUAUAAGCAACACCGAUUCAUACCCUUAAAGUAGGUCGGUAAGGCUACCGUCAGCUUACGACUCGGGGUGAUACGAAUCAAGCCCUUAAAGUAGGUCGGUAAGGCUACCAUUAGCUUACUGACUCGGGGUAAUGUAUAAGCAAAACCGAUUCAAACCCUUAAAGUAGGUCGGUAAGGCUACCAUCAGCUUACGACUCGGGGUGAUACGAAUCAAACCCUUAAAGUAGGUCGGUAAGGCUACCAUUAGCUUACUGACUCGGGGUAAUGUAUAAGCAACAUCGAUUCAAACCCUUAAAGUAGGUCGGUAAGGCUACCAUCAGCUUACGACUCGGGGUGAUACGAAUCAAACCCUUAAAGUAGGUCGGUAAGGCUACCAUUAGCUUACUGACUCGGGGUAAUGUAUAAGCAACAUCGAUUCAAACCCUUAAAGUAGGUCGGUAAGGCUACCAUCAGCUUACGACUCGGGGUGAUACGAAUCAAACCCUUAAAGUAGGUCGGUAAGGCUACCAUUAGCUUACUGACUCGGGGUAAUGUAUAAGCAACAUCGAUUCAAACCCUUAAAGUAGGUCGGUAAGGCUACCAUCAGUUUACGGACUCGGGGUGAUACGAAUCAAGCCCUUAAAGUAGGUCAGGCAAGGCUUUCAGAGCUUGUCGACUCGGGGAAAAUAGGCCCUUACUAGUUGAGCAAGGCUUCCAUCUAGCUUGCCGAUUAGGAGUUGCUGAUUGGGCAAUGCUUCUCAUCAGCUUGCCGAUCGGAGGUUUACAAUAUCAUCACUUCAAUCGAGUAAGGAUCUCAUCCAAGCUUGUCGGUUAAAGGUUUAUAAUAAUUUCUUGCUAAAUCGUGCAAGGCUUGAUUAGCUUACAGACUGAAAAUUUGUAAAACCUCACUUAGCAAUCGAAAAGUCAGCCUAAAAAAUCAAGGGGGCUAGUCAUCCUAAAAAAUCAAGGGGGCUAGUCAUCCUAAAAUAUCAAGGGGGCUAGUCAUCCUAAAAAAUCAAGGGGGCUAGUCAUCCUAAAAUAUCAAGGGGGCUAGUCAGCCUAAAAAUCAAGUCGGGCUAGUCAGCCUAAAAAAUCAAUGGGGCUAGUCAUCCUAAAAAAUCAAGGGGGUUAGUCAUCCUAAAAAAAAAGCAAGGGGGCUAGUCAGCCUAAAAAUCAAGUCGGGCUAGUUAGCUUAAAAAAUCAAAGGGGCUAGUCCUAAAAAAAUCAAGGGGCUAGUUAGCCUAAAAAAUCAAGGGGGCUAGUCAUCCUAAAAAAAAAUCAAAGGGGCUAGUCAGCCUAAAAAUCAAGUCGGGCUAGUUAGCUUAAAAAAUCAAAGGGGCUAGUCCUAAAAAAAUCAAGGGGCUAGUUAGCCUAAAAAAUCAAGGGGGCUAGUCAUCCUAAAAAAAAAAAAAUCAAAGGAGCUAGUCAGCCUAAAAAUCAAGUCGGGCUAGUUAGCCUAAAAAAUCAAGGGGGCUAGUCAUCCUAAAAAAAAAUCAAAGGGGCUAGUCAGCCUAAAAAUCAAGUCGGGCUAGUCAGCCUAAAAAAUCGAGGGGGUUAGCCUAAAAAUCAAGUUGGCAUGAGCAAACAAAGUAAGUUAUUGUUUUUAUCUGCAUAUUUUCGCCUAAUGAGCAGGUCGCGUCAAUUAUGAAGGGGCUAGUCAAAUACCAAUACAUAAUCGAAGCACCAACCCAUUCUUCAAAAACCUACAGAUAAAGGGGCUAGUUGUAUGGGGUAAUUACUUUUUCAGAGCAAGCACAUCAGUCUAGACGGAUGUACUCACUCUGAUGGGGCUAGUUGUACGGGAUACUCCCGUGGCCCAAAUUAAAUACAAGAAUGGCUUAUUAUAAAGUAUGGGCCCAAAGUGCAAUAGGAACAAGGCCCAAAUCAAAUGACCUAACAUUCCUCAAACCCCUAUAAAUACACAUUUAUGGGGGAAGGUAAAGCUCUGAACACUCUAUCUCCUAUCUCACUUCUUUAUCUCAAAAUCAGUAUACUAAUGUUGGGCGUCGGAGGCCCGGAUUCGGGGAGCCUCCCUCGGGUUCGGGUUCACCUUGCAGGCACUCAUCUCCAAGCUCAAGAUCUGAAAGUUCGACCACACCACCGAUUCCGAUACCGGAACACCCAUCAUCAACACUCAAGUACUCACAGCAACACACGACCAGCAAGACCUCUCCAACCGUUCCCAAAUCUUACCGGAACAACUCUAAAUUAUAUAAGUAUUUUUAUUACCAUUCAUUAUCAUUUGGUAUCAUUAUAUUGGAUGGGAAUACAAAUUUAUGAAAAAAAACAACAAAUUUGAUAUAAAGUUUCAUUACCGUGUUAUUUUUCUUGCCAAAUAACAAGUAGAUUUAUUCCCAUUCCCACCAUUUUAUUGGCUAGCAAACAGGUGAAGUAUUAACUAACCUAUUGUAUAUUUUGGUGCAAAGAGAGUUAAAAAAAAGUUUAUGAUGACAAACUAACGAGUAGACAAGAUUCAACCUCAAGUCUCUAAUUCCAUCCCAGAAUUUUAAUCUACUUGAGACAAAGACAGUUGAUAUUCGAAUUUAGUGACCCGUUGUAGAAGGUAGGUCCUCCACUGUUGACCACUAGUGAGUGGAGUAUUUAAUAAGAAGCUUACCCCGUAUUUUAUGAAUUCACUAAAAAAAAUGGCGACCGGGCUUCCAAGCAAUCCGACAUUAACGGCCUCAGGCAGGGGUAGAGAUGAAAUUUAUGUGGCAACGACGGCACUGAGAGCGAGCAAGGGACCUGCUCAGAUACUUAUGUCUGCUGCCUAUUCUCUCAACUUAUGGCAUCUUCAGCAUUUCAUGCUCAUCAUCAAACCUUCCAUCACUCCUACAUCUCCUUCCACCUUCCAGGGUAUAGUGUUUGAUUUUCAGCCUCAGGAUCCUGAAAACAUAUAUGUGGCUCUGGCUGCUUUGACUGGUAGACCUAUCCCAGGUACUAUUCUGGUAAGAAAAAUUAGCAAACUGCCCAAGAAAAGAUGUUGGUACAUAGGCCAAUCCAAGUUCCCAAAUGCUGUAGAAGCCGCUUAUACAUUCAACAGCACCUGGGAAACCGACUUACGCAUUGGCGACCAUGAUUGUCGUCACUAUACCAAUGGACUCGCAGAAAUGUUGACUGGGGAGAAAAACAUACUGGGGCACCUUCAACAAGGAACUAAUCGUUAAACAAAUCAUCAAACAUACUUGAACGUGCAAAUUGAGCAGUGAGGCCGUGGGCGGUGGGUCUAGUACCCUGAACCCGAAAUGUAAUGUUCAAGCCUUCAUUUUUUGGUAACUUUCGGCAAGUGUAAAUGUAGCUUAGUAAUCUUUACCUUGUUAAUUUCAUGCGAAUGUAUGUAAUUCCAGCAACUCUUCUAAAGUGUAACCUACAUAACCUUGAUUGUAUAAUUUACAGUCAUCUUGUUUGUCAUCAGAUAAAA
Messenger RNA from Spinacia oleracea (spinach), 9610 nucleotides. RefSeq lists its product as uncharacterized. The coding region runs from base 8817 to 9356 and encodes 179 amino acids. The transcript has 4 exons. The record is from RefSeq and is a predicted model, not a curated record. Lineage: Eukaryota; Viridiplantae; Streptophyta; Magnoliopsida; Caryophyllales; Amaranthaceae.